AUUUUUCUCUCCACGAGGGAUUUAUAUUCGAGGUCUUUCCCGCCUUUGGUUUCCUUUCUUUCUCGUAAAUACUUCUUUUUAAUCCAUCUUCUAUAAUAAUAUUUCUUUCAGAACCGUCAGCAUCAUGGGUGUCGGCAAUCUGUUCUCCAAGUCUCGUGGUGAGGAAACUCCCCAGGCUCCUACUCCUGCUAGAUCCGACUCGACUGGUGUGGAAAAGGACAAUGGCAUCCUCGAUGACAGCCCCGUCCAGUACCUCACAUGGCGGUCUUUCAUCCUUGGUGUCCUCGUCUCCAUGGGUGGUUUCAUCUUCGGUUACUCGACUGGUCAGAUCUCGGGUUUCACCACCAUGCCUGACUUUAAGACCCGGUUUGCUGAGCGUCAGCCCAGCGGCGAGUAUGUCUUCAGCAACGUCCGUAACGGUUUGAUUGUUGGUUUGUUGUCCAUCGGUACUAUGAUUGGUGCUCUGGUUGCUGCUCCCAUUGCGGACCGUUUUGGCCGCAAGCUCUCCAUCUCUUUCUGGUCUCUUGUCCACAUUGUCGGUAUCAUCGUUCAGAUCUCCACCCUUAGCAAGUGGUACCAGGUUGCUCUGGGCCGUUGGGUUGCCGGUCUGGGUGUUGGUGCUUUGUCCAGUGUUGUGCCCAUGUACCAGAGUGAGUCUGCUCCUCGUCAGGUCCGUGGUGCCAUGGUCAGUGCCUUCCAGUUGUUCGUCGCCUUUGGUAUCUUCAUCUCCUACAUCGUCAACUACGGCACCAAGAGAAUCGACGGCCCUGCCUCGUGGCGUAUCACCAUGGGUAUCGGUUUCGCCUGGCCCCUCAUCCUCGGUGUCGGCGCCCUCUUCCUCCCCGAGUCCCCCCGUUAUGCCUACCGUAACGGCCGUAUCGAGGAAGCUCGCGAGGUCAUGUGCAAGCUGUACGGUGUGCCCUCCAACCACCGUGCCGUCGCCCAGGAAAUGAAGGACAUGAAGGACAAGCUCGACGAGGAGAAGCAGGCUGGUGUCGCUGCCUGGCACGAGGUCUUCACUGGCCCUCGCAUGUUCUACCGUACCAUCCUCGGUAUCACCCUGCAGUCCCUGCAGCAGCUCACCGGUGCCAACUUCAUCUUCUACUACGGUAACAGUGUCUUCACCUCGACUGGUCUCAGUGACAGCUACGUCACCCAGAUCAUUCUCGGUACUGUCAACUUCACCAUGACCCUGCCCGGUCUGUACGUCGUCGAGCACUUCGGUCGUCGUAACAGUCUCAUGGUCGGUGCCACCUGGAUGUUCAUCUGUUUCAUGAUUUGGGCUUCCGUCGGCCACUUCUCGCUCGAUCUGGAAACUCCUUCCAACACCCCUCAGGCUGGUGCUGCUUUGAUCGUCUUCACUUGCUUCUUCAUCGUUGGUUUCGCUACUACCUGGGGACCAGUUGUGUGGUCAAUUUGCUCCGAAAUGUACCCUACUCGUCACCGUGCCGUGUCUAUUGGCAUUGCAACCGCUGCGAACUGGACAUGGAACUUCUUGAUCUCGUUCUUCACCCCCUUCAUCUCCAGCUCGAUCGACUUCGCCUACGGCUACGUCUUCGCCGGAUGCUGCUUCGCCGGUAUCUUUAUCGUCUUCUUCUUCGUCAACGAAACCCAGGGCCGCACCCUCGAGGAAGUCGACACCAUGUACGUCCUGCACGUUACUCCCUGGAAGAGCGCCAGCUGGGAGCCCCCAGCCGGCAUUGUCGAGGACAUCCACGGCCCCUCCGACGAGAGCAAGCGUUACAGCCGUACUACAAGUAAACAAAUUACUCUAUCCCAUCUCAAUACCUUUGAACUUCCAUGA
Messenger RNA from Aspergillus wentii DTO 134E9, 1804 nucleotides. RefSeq names its product sugar porter family MFS transporter. Gene Ontology annotation, molecular function: carbohydrate:proton symporter activity. Gene Ontology annotation, biological process: transmembrane transport; carbohydrate transport. The coding region runs from base 125 to 1804 and encodes 559 amino acids. NCBI's taxonomy places the organism in Eukaryota, Fungi, Ascomycota, Eurotiomycetes, Eurotiales, Aspergillaceae. The record is from RefSeq and is a predicted model, not a curated record. Gene Ontology annotation, cellular component: plasma membrane. The transcript has 5 exons.